AUGUCUAAAGUACUUUCAGGACUUUUGGAAAUCAUCUCAGGCUUAUUAGCACUUGAUAUUGCCAGUGAAAUUCUAGGUGAUCAUAUAGAUCAUUAUACAGAUCACAGGUUGAUGAGUUUGAAUUUUCCCAAAUUCAGACUCCCAAAAUAUAGAUAUCUUUCCAUUUGCAUUGCAUUAGUUAUUCCACUUACUAUAAUUCUUCAUUUCUAUCCAGCAAAUGACAAAAGGAUCCAAAUAUCUAAAAUUAUAAGUUCUUAUAAUUUUUUUGAUGGUACUUCCUAUUAUAGUGAUAACAACACACCAGGUUUUUCACCAAUAUCUGAUUCGGCAAUAAAUGCUUUAUAUAAUUCAUCUCAAAUUAUUAGUUAUUAUAAACCAUAUUCUGCUCUAGAGGAAAAUGUAAAUUUUAAAGAGAUUUUCAAGCUACAUGAAGAUAUAGAAGUUUCUUAUCCUAAGCUUACAAUUUUUCCGAAAUAUCUUAAAUUUUAUCGAGAUUAUUUAAUGGACAAUUACAAAAAAAUUGCUGACACAUUCAAUGACAAACCAUUAACUUCAGAAGAGGAAAUCCUUGAACAAAAUUGGUACGAGUAUGGUGGUGGUUCAAUUUAUUUAAAAUCAAUUGGCUAUAAUUUCAUGGUUACUAGAGUGAUUUAUUCUAAAGUUCAUGCAAAGAAUGAUCCAUUUAUGAGCUAUUUAGGAUUUCUGUUACUUGAUAAAAAUUUCAACCAUAUUGAGAAAUCCAUUAACUUCAAAUAUGGACCUAAUACCGAUAAUAACAAAAUGAUUAACUUUCCAACACUUGGAAUAGUUCCUGAUACAUAUUUUAAAAAAUCAAAUAAUCGUAAGGAUAGAUAUUAUGGUCCAGAAGAUCCAAGAAUUUUGAUUAAAACAAACCACUAUCAAUUUUAUCAUAAAGAGAAAUUUGUCAAAUCUGUUAUAUAUGAAGAACCAAUUGUUAUAUUCAAUAUGAUGACGGAUAAAGCUUUCAAAUACAAAAGGUUAAUGCAUGCCUAUUUACCAUUUCAGGAUAAAAAGGUCAUAUUCAGAAUCAAAAAUGAAACCCCAAGAAUUAAAGAAAAAAAUUGGGAGCCGUUUUUCAAUGAUGAUUUUAAAAAUAUCAUAAAAAUUCAAGUUGAUGACAUUAACAUCAUCAAAGAAUUUGAAAACAAUAAAAAUCAGAACCAAACAACUUUUGAUUUUGAUUUUGAUUAUAAAUACACAAAUGGUUAUAUUCAUUUUAUUUACUCAAUCGAUUCACUUUCUGUUCUUAAGUGCAGCUUGGAUGAUGGAAUUUGCGAAUACGAAUAUAAAAUCCCCCAAAGACCUGAAUCAAUAGAAGAAAGAAAUAUGAAAGACAAUAAAAAGGCAUCAGAUUUUGAUAUUGGAAACAUGAGAGGAGGGACUCCUUUAUUGAAAUUACCAGAUAAAUUCUAUGCAAGUAUUGAGAGGAUAAAGGAAACCAAAAAUGAUAUCAAAACCACCUUACAAAAUUAUAAUGUAUGGGUUGGGUUUCCAAGGUCUCAUCUUAAUAAAUGUGGGUGUGGAGCUGUUACAUAUAGACCAUCAAUGAUGGCCAUAACAAGCUUGAAAGGUAGCUCCAAUUAUCAAAUUGAAUUGAUCUCUAGCAGCAUCGACUUCAAUCUUGAUGUUUUGAACUGGGAUGGGCCAGGAAAACUUUCUUGCGACGCCCACCAAAGUGUUUUAAUACCCAACAGUAUUGCCUAUUGGGAUAUCAAAGAGAUUGUGGAAAAUGGCUACUACGGAGGCAAUGACUACAAAGACUACAUGUCAAUUAUUCUCUCUGAAGCAGACAUCAACAACAUAGUGAUUCAUGUGAGAGGAUUGCUCAACUACCUCUUGGAGAUGGAGUUUUUUCAGAAGCUUUUAAAGCUUAAUAGAAGGCUUAUUGUUGUUAUUUUCAUUCUUAUUUUCAUCAAUGUUUUCUUGUCCUCAUUGUUCACUUCGUAUUUCAACGACAAUAGAAAUAGUAUUCAUGUCACAAUAGAUGAUGAUAAGCCCUUUUUAUCCAUCAACAACGAUUACAAAGUACAUCAAUACUCACCAAUAUCCCCUUUUUUGAAAAAUCAAUUAAAAUACAAUCCUUAUGAACUUACCAUCUACACAAGACCAUCAUUUAAUUUUGAAUGGAAGUUUGAUUAUUAUCUUGAAAAAUACACAAAAUUUGGCAGAGACGUUGAAAUAGAAAACUGCAAUACCUAUUUAUUCAAAGAUAGUAUACAGGUGUCAAAUGAUCCAAAAUUAAUACUAUCAAAUUCUCAUUUAAAACUAUUUCGAGAACAGAUUUUAUUAACAGACUACUCACUAAUAUUAAACGACUCAUUUACUCGCAAAAACAUACCAAUCCCAGAAGAUGAGCAAACAUUAAUCAAUAAUCACUGGUAUCAAUUUGCUGGUAGUUCAGUCUGGUUAAAUCAGCAAAAUUUAUAUUUUAUGGCUAGUCGAGUGGUAUUUACUCCUACUGAUAGAGGAGGACCAACUGAAAGUUUUUUGGCAUUGAACCUAUACGAUAAAAAUUGGAAGGAAAUCAGUGAGUUAAAAUAUUUUAAAUAUGGUCCAUUUACUGACCAAGUUUAUUAUGUGAAUGCUCCUUCAAUUUUUGAUUCCAUCUUGUUUUAUUUUAACAUGGAUGUUUUAAAGAAAAAAUCUGGAUACUAUAGAUUUUUUGGACCAGAAGAUCCAAGAGUUAUAUUAAAAAAAACUCGCUAUCAAUUCUAUUAUCAGGAUAAAUUAGUCAAAGAAGUUAUUUAUGAAGAACCGAUGAUAAUAUUUAACUUAUUAACUGAUAAAGAACAUGGAAAUCGACGAUUAAUUCAUGUAUUUUUACCAUUUCAAGAUAAGCUAAUCGUUUUAAGAAAAGUCGAUGCAAGACUUAAGAGAACUGAGAAAAACUGGUCACCCUUUUUUAAAACUGGUGAAAUUAACACCAUUAGAGUUGAUAUAGAAUCACCAGACGCCAAAAUUUCAACUACAACUAAAAGACAUAAAAAUUUUAAAUUUUCAAAUGGGUUAGUAUAUUUUGUUUAUUCAAUUGAACCAUUUAAAAUCAUCAAAUGCAAUUUAGAUAAUGGUAAAUGCAGAUCUGUUUUUGAUGGUAAAUAUGAUAGUAAAAGAAAAACAUUAGAAAAAUCAUUUAUGAGAGGUGGUACAAAUCUAAUUGAAUUGCCUAAAAAAUUUAUCUCAAAAGUCAAUGAAAUGAUAUAUAAUGAGGAGAAUAAUUUAGGUGACAGAAAUGCUGCAUUAAUGAGAAAUUAUAAUCUGAAUUUGGAUUUAGAAAUAUUUAAAAAUUAUAAUAUAUGGAUUGGAUUUCCAAGGUCUAAUAUUAAAAAAUGUGGAUGUGGAUUUAAAACUUAUAGACCAUCAUUGCAAAUUAUGGUUAGUUCAAAAAACAAGAAAAAAGCAGAGGUAUUCGAAAUCAAUUCUAUAAGUAGUAGUAUUGAUUUUGAUAUUAAUAUUCUCAAUUGGAACACCAAUCAAAGCAGUUUGUCCUGCGACGGAUUGAUGAAUGCAUUCAUUCCUAAUAGUAUUGCAUUUUGGGAUAUUGAUGAAGAUAAUAAUGAAAUGGAUUAUAUGGGAAUGACAUUAUCUGAAGCAGAUUACAAUACAAUGGUUAUUCAUAUUAAGGGGUUAUUAAGAUAUAUUUUAAAACUAGAUUUCUUUCAAAAAAAGAAGGAUAAAGAGUCAAUUGAUGGUAAACAUGAGGAUAUUACCAAUCCAGUCCGAUAUUUGAGAAAUACUAAAAGUCUCGUUGAUGACUUCUUUCUUGUUCAAUGUGCACUUAAAUCUUCCUAUAAAUAUUGUGUUAACUAUGCCAGGAACCACUCAUCUAAUUUCAAUUAUACCAUGUUCUCUAAUGUUACAAUCUGA
Molecule: messenger RNA, 3885 nt
Organism: Ascoidea rubescens DSM 1968
Lineage: Eukaryota; Fungi; Ascomycota; Saccharomycetes; Ascoideales; Ascoideaceae
Product: glycosyltransferase family 91 protein
Exons: 3
Coding region: 1-3885 (1294 amino acids)
Molecular function (GO): mannosyltransferase activity
Source: RefSeq, a predicted model, not a curated record